Messenger RNA from Perca fluviatilis (European perch), 1452 nucleotides. RefSeq lists its product as uncharacterized. Lineage: Eukaryota; Metazoa; Chordata; Actinopteri; Perciformes; Percidae. The transcript is spliced from 9 exons. The record is from RefSeq and is a predicted model, not a curated record. The coding region runs from base 1 to 1452 and encodes 483 amino acids.
AUGCAUGACAUGAGCAUUGUUGAAGAGGAGUUGAAUGAAAAUACCUUCAACGACCCCAUGAACAGUGUAAUGGGUGGUGCGCUGAAGGGAGCACAGGUAAUUGAUAAUCUGCCAACUAUCGGGAUCGCUGAGACUGUGCACGACCUGCCUGCCCCUGAAGUCCCUUCUGAUGAGCCCCCAAGUCUCGAGCUGCCAAUUUUGCCAGGCCCUCAGAAGGUCCUCAGUGAGGAUGACAUUGUUGGCGUCAGAGCAUCAGUGCUCUAUGAGAACUGCUUGAGGCAGCUUGUCACAUUUUUAAUUCUGCCCGUGGACAGAUGCACUGGUGUAUUGAGGACUGGUUUGGUGUGUGACAGUGUUGCCCCCUUUCCAACAAACAUCGCCAUCAGGGGCACUGCAAUGAGCGUUGAAUGGAUCUGCCCCAAUGGACAUUGCCUAUGGCGGUGGAACUCCCAGCCUGUGUUGAAGUUUGGCAUGCAGACUGGGGACUUUCUUCUUUCCACAAACAUCUUACUCUCCGGAAACAACUACACUAAAGUUGCUCUCCUCCUCAAAUUCAUGAACAUGCGAAUGGUCAACCCUAACACACACUUCACCAUCCAGGACAGCUAUUGUGUUGACCCUAUAAAAACAUUCUGGGAAGAGAAGAGAUCUGAGGCCAUCAGCCGACUUCAAGGGAAAGAUGUGGUACUCCUAGGUGAUGGCAGAAAUGACUCACCAGGGCAUUCUGCACAAUACUGCAGCUACACGACCAUGGAGCUUGACUCUAAGGAAAUUGUCUAUGUGGCCACUAUAGACAAGCGACAGACCAACUGGAACUCCAAUAUCAUGGAGAAGGAGGGUUUUAUCCAGACUGUGGACAAGCUUACCCAAGACCUAAAGGUAGUGGAGUUCUGCAUGGAUGCUCAUGUCCAGAUUGCAGCCCUUUUGAACCCAGACAAAGGCAGAUAUAAGGAUCUGAGAAUUCACCACAGCCUGGACAUGUGGGCAGGAAAGGUGAAAGGACAGUCUCUUCUCAUUCACUGGCUGAGGGAUAUAGUUAACCAUUUCUGGUGGUGCUGCAAGACAGCAGAGACAUUUCAGCAGUUUCUUGCACUUUGGAUUGGAGUUCUGCAUCAUGUUUGCAACAAUCACACCUGGGAAACGGGAAGCUGCCAACACGAUCACCUUGAAGACACUCAGGGUAAACAGUGGAUUGAGAGAGAUUCGAAGAGCCACAAAGCACUAGUGGACAUCGUCCUCAACAAACGCUGGCAGAAGGAUGUCCACAAGUAUCUGCGCUUCAGAUCAACUGCACAUCUUGAGUCAUUUCAGAAUCACAUUCUGAUGUAUGCCAGCAAGCGCCAGGCCUUCACUCCCCGAGUGUAUGACUCAAGAGUUGUGCUCGCAGCUCUGGACUACAAUUUCCACCGCGAACAGCCAACAUACCGGACAGCAGAGGGCCAACAAUCUUAG